AUGAAAGCAGCACAAUACUUCGGCCCCCACGACAUCCGUGUCGUUGACGUACCCACACCAGAACCUGAAGAGCAUGAAGCCCUCGUCGCCAUAGAAUGGUGCGGCAUAUGCGGCAGUGACCUACACGAAUACCUCCACGGCCCAACGUCCUGCCCACCCCCCUCACGCCCCCAUCCAGCAACGCACUCCCACAUCCCCGUGACCAUGGGCCACGAGUUCACUGGCCGCAUCAUCAGCGCCCCAGCCUCCUCAAAUCUCUCCUCAGGAACGCCCGUGAUCACCGACCCACGCAUAUUCUGCCGUUCCUGCUCGCGGUGUAAAUAUGGCCACACCCACGGCUGCACAACACUCGGCUUCAAAGGGCUCUCCGGCACCGGCGGCGGGUUCUCAGAAACCAUCGCCGUCGACGCUAGGAUGUGCCACGCUCUGCCUGAAGACGUGGAUCUGAGUCUUGCAGCGCUGAUCGAACCGCUUGCUGUCGCGUGGCACGCGAUUGCCACCGCUGGUCUGCAAGACUGGGGUGGGAAGAGCGUGCUCGUUGUUGGCGGUGGGCCGGUGGGCGUCACGGUUUGCAUUGUGUUGAGGGCUUUUGGGUGUGGGAAUAUUAUUGUGUCGGAGCCUACGACUGUGAGGGCUGCUCAGAAUGAAAAGGUUGCUGAUGUUGUCUUGAACCCCCUUCACGACUCCAUCGGGGAGAGGUGCCGCUCACUAACGGGUGGUGAGGGCGUAGAUGUAGUAUUCGACUGUGCGGGAAGUCAGAAGGGGUUUGAGGCGGGUAUGGAUGCGGUGAGAUAUCGAGGGUUGUAUAUGAAUAUUGCGGCGUGGUUUGGGUCGCCUAUGCAGAUUCCGUUCUUUCCGUUCUUACUGAAGGAGGUCACUAUCAAAUGCUGUCUCGCAUACAACGACGAGGAGUUCAAGGACGUUGUGGAAGCUUUUGUAGCCGGCAGGUUUAAAGGUCUCGAAACCAUGAUCACGAGCAAGAUCCACAUCGAUGAUAUUGUGGAAAAGGGAUUUGACGAAUCCGUCGCGAAUAGAGACCAGCAUGUCAAGAUUCUGGUUACGCCGCAUAAAGUGAAGGCCUAAUCAUUGCACGACAUUCCAGCCAAUUCGCACCUAGUAAUCUACCAUCUUACUGCACCAACCGAAGAGCGUAUUCCUAAGUCUCUACGAAUAUGACGUACUUACUCAUACCUACUGAC
Molecule: messenger RNA, 1199 nt
Organism: Macroventuria anomochaeta
Lineage: Eukaryota; Fungi; Ascomycota; Dothideomycetes; Pleosporales; Didymellaceae
Product: L-iditol 2-dehydrogenase
Exons: 3
Coding region: 1-1083 (360 amino acids)
Biological process (GO): butanediol biosynthetic process
Cellular component (GO): cytoplasm
Molecular function (GO): (R,R)-butanediol dehydrogenase activity
Source: RefSeq, a predicted model, not a curated record